AUGUCUUGCUCAUCUCGCGUCUCCUCCUCCAAGGCUGGAGGCAGCGGCUCGGUCAGGGUGUCUGUUGGUAGAAGCAGCUUCAGCAGUGGAAGCAAAUGUGGCCUGGGGGGCAGUUCUACCCGGGGCUUCCGAGGAGGAACCAGCAGCUGUGGCCUGAGUGGGGGAUCUAGCAGUGGCUUUGGGGGCAGCGUUGGUGGGGGCUUUGGUAGCUGCUCAGUAGGGGGAGGUUUUGGAGGAAGCUCAGGCUUUGGCGGGGGUGCUAGCUUUGGGGGGGGCUCUGGAUUCGGCUGUGGAUUCAGUGGGAGUUCAGGCUUUGGCAGGGGCUCUGGGUUCGGUGGAGGGUCUGGAUUCGGUGGCAGUUCUGGUGGAGGCUUCUGCAGCUACGGCGGCGGUAUGGGAGGUGGGGCUGGCGAUGGGGGGCUUUUCUCUGGAGGUGAGAAGCAAACCAUGCAGAACCUCAACGACCGCCUGGCCAAUUACCUGGACAAAGUCAAGGCCCUGGAGGAGGCCAACACUGACCUGGAGAACAAGAUCAAGGAGUGGUAUGACAAAUUUGGGCCCGGGUCGAGAGAUCUGCAUCUGGGAAGAGAUUACAGCAAAACUAUCAAUGUAUUGAACGAUCUCAGAAUAAGCGGUGAACCCGUCGUGGCCUGA
This is a messenger RNA of Microcebus murinus (gray mouse lemur), 654 nucleotides long. NCBI's taxonomy places the organism in Eukaryota, Metazoa, Chordata, Mammalia, Primates, Cheirogaleidae. The record is from RefSeq and is a predicted model, not a curated record.